AUGCUUUUCACUUCAUUUCUCGACUUUGCACCUCAAUAUUUCCAUUGACGGCGAUGGCGCCAGUAGGGAGGCAGCCAAGUCAGGUAUCCAUUGGGAAAAAGCCUAUGGCGUAUCCUACGACGCAGCCGCAGGCAACGCCAGCGCCAGCGAAGAGUGCACGCGCCGCAUCGAAAGCCCCGAUUCCACCGAAUGCGUAUAACAAUAACACGACGACGAACGCCCAUCACCACCCGUCGCCACCGCCGUCGAAGCGGCCGCCAGCAACGAUGGUGCCGAGCAUCACCAAAGCCAACAAAAUCUGGAGCACGAGCAGCACGGAAGAGCGCGAACGGAUCAAGGAUUUCUGGCUUGGCUUAGGCGAGGAAGAGCGCCGGAAUCUCGUCAAGAUUGAAAAAGAUACGGUGCUGAGAAAGAUGAAGGAGCAGCAGAAGCAUAGUUGUAGCUGUGCCGUCUGCGGUAGGAAGAGAAACGCUAUUGAGGAAGAGCUGGAGGUGCUGUACGAUGCAUACUACGAGGAGCUCGAACAGUAUGCUCACCUCCAGCAGCGGUACGUCUCUUCGGGUGGCCCUCCGCCACCUGGUCCAGGGCCCUUCCCCGGAUCCGUGGAGCUCGACAAACACGGCGCCGUCAUCAACCACAGUCCGAAGAAGACGGCCGCGAAGCGACCUCAGUCUGUCCAGCAGCAGCAGCAGCAACAACGGAAAUCGGGCGUGGUAGCGCCACCACCUACUCCCAAUCGCACCAAGCAGCGGCAUAAGCAUCCGAGUGAUUUUGACGACGACGAGGAUGAAGAGGGAGAGGAAGAGGAGGAAGAGGAAGAGGAUGAAUACGAAGUUAUGGACGAGGAAGAAGGCGAUGAUGAGUACGAGGAGGACGAUGAGGAGGAAGAGGCACCACCUGUACAGGUAAAACCUCCGGCGCAGCCACAACCUCCACCCACCAAACCCGCUCGAGACGGCCUAUUCAGUCUUGGGAGCAGUUUGACUGUUACUGGUCCGGGGAACAUCCUCACGGUAGCUGACGAUCUGCUCAAGAACGACGGGCAAAAGUUUCUUGAGAUGAUGGAGCAACUGGCUGAGCGACGGAUGCAGCGAGAGGAAGAGGCCGCAGGAGAUGUUGAGAGUGACAGCGAGGAUGAUGAUGACGAAGAUGAAGACGACGAAGACGGCGAAGGUGAUGACGAGGACGAAGAUGAUGACGAUGAUGAUGAGGAAGACGACGAGGAAGAGGAAGAGGUGUGAUUGAGUUCACCCUACCUGACUGUAAUCUUACUCGUUGCAGAUUCUCACCGAAGAGCAGAAGAUGGAGGAAGGCAAGCGCAUGUUCUCCAUCUUUGCAGCGCGAAUGUUCGAGCAGCGAGUGCUCCAGGCUUAUCGAGAAAAGGUGGCACAGGAGAGGCAACUGCAGCUUCUACGCGAGCUCGAGGAUGAGGACAAACUGACGAAGGAGAAAGAGAUGAAGAAGCAGCGCGAGAAGGAAAAGAAGAAGGACAAGAAGCGGUGUGUGACUUGAACGUCUAAACGGUGACUGCGCAGAAAGCUGCUUCGAAAGCUGCGGAGGAGGCGGAAGCCAAGGCUCGACAGUUGCAGCUGGAAAAUGAACAGCGCAAAAAGCGAGAGGAGGAACGGCUG
Molecule: messenger RNA, 1631 nt
Organism: Guyanagaster necrorhizus
Lineage: Eukaryota; Fungi; Basidiomycota; Agaricomycetes; Agaricales; Physalacriaceae
Exons: 3
Coding region: 54-1241 (395 amino acids)
Source: RefSeq, a predicted model, not a curated record